AUGUUCCCGACACCACCGCCGAACCAAAAAAAAAAGCCCAUCCUAACAUCCAUCCCUCGAGACCGCCACCGAACCCAGAUCCUCCCGACAUGGCAGCCGCUGCCGACCCCUACGCUGAAGGGCGAGGGCGACUACCAAGUCGUCCGCGAAGCAGCACCCAGCGCUGCCUCAUCCCAAGCUGCCAGUCUCGGCCGCCUGGAUAGACCGGGGCUGGGCGAGCCCACAACUCCAACAUGCCUGAGCAGGGCAAUGUCGCGGGGGCAGGCACCAGGCACAGCGCGCCCGGAGCCUACACUACCGGGGCCCCCCUACCGUCAGCUUGCAGCGCUGACGGUCCCCUGCUCCAGGGUUGGGCAGGCCAGGCUCCAUCAGCCCGGCGCACGCUCGGGCGACCAUCAGCCUUUGGCACGCUCGGCGGCUGCGCCAUGGGACGGUGGAGUUGUCCUGGGGCCGGGCAGGCUUCACAAGGGCCAACUCCGGACCGGCUGCCCUUCUGCCACGCUCACCAGCUCUGGAACUGGAUCCCGUGGUGUCCGGGUCGGCUACGGGGCUGCGGCACCAGCAGCCAAGUUGGGCCAGCAUGGGAUGCCGGGUCAACUGGGCCGGCCGCGCCUUGAUGGCGCCGGCAGCAACCCACAGCCCAGAAUGCCUGCGAUUGCUGCCGGGCCCAUCCCCGGGAGUGGCCCCGAUCGCUGGGCCUCAGCGAACCGGCACCACCGCCGCCGCAUCCAUCGGCGCCGGCACCCGGAGACUCCGCGGCCAGCAACCAUCCACGCCCAAGAAGAGGCAGCAUAG
Cordyceps fumosorosea ARSEF 2679 is the source of this 795-nucleotide messenger RNA. RefSeq lists its product as hypothetical. The coding region runs from base 1 to 795 and encodes 264 amino acids. The record is from RefSeq and is a predicted model, not a curated record. The transcript has 2 exons. NCBI's taxonomy places the organism in Eukaryota, Fungi, Ascomycota, Sordariomycetes, Hypocreales, Cordycipitaceae.